Molecule: messenger RNA, 1269 nt
Organism: Protopolystoma xenopodis
Lineage: Eukaryota; Metazoa; Platyhelminthes; Monogenea; Polystomatidea; Polystomatidae
Source: the annotation of a GenBank genome assembly
CUCGAUCUCUCCGGCAACCGACUCAUCUGCCUUUCCACGCCGACGCAAGCGAGCCGACUCGUGCCCCCGUCUCUUCUGCCCGCCCGGCUCGACUGGCUCGAUCUGGCCGACAACCGACUCACCCACCUCACGCGACGCCUCGUCGCCAGCCUCUUGUCCGGACGUCGAGGCGCCACCCUCCCCUUCCAGCUCAACAUCUCCGGCAACCCCUGGCGACAGAUUGACCCAGACGCCUUCUGCCCAUUCACCCCCAAUCCCGCCCAGCCCCAGCCGCAGCCCGGCCUCGAGCUCGACGCCGAGCUCGACACUGCCGCCACCUCGCCGCGCCUCGUGCUCACCAUUGGCCCGUCGCCAGUCUCGCCGACCGGCUGGCGCUCGGCCGUCGCCGUCUGGCAUGGCAGCGCGGCAUGGCCCAACGGCCCGCUAGCCCUCAUCGGCCCUGGCAACCUCUUGCGCGGCCUGCCGCUCGACGAGGCCACGCCGCGCCGAGGGCCCCAGGCCGACCUGGUCUACGGCGACCCCGAAGCCGAAGCGGUCUGUGCCCGUCUCGCUCGCGCCUCCGCCGACGGCGAGGCCAAGGCCAAGUCCGCGGCCGAGGCCGACGCCGAGGACGUGCGUCUCGGCUUAGCUUCGCCGGUCGAGGUUGCGGCCUCUUUGGCCUCGGACUGCCCUCGGCUGCCCGUCCACGAGCUGACCGACUGGCAGCUGGCCCAGCUCGGCUUGCCGGCCGGGCUUCACGACCUGUUGCAGCUUCGUCUGGUCGACACGGAAAGCACGUCUCGUUUCUAUCUGCUCGUGAUCGUGGCCGUCUGCAUCGCUUUUCUGCUCUCCGCCCUCACCGUCAUCAUGUGCUACCGGACGUGGUCGCGACGCGCCUCCGUCAAGCCGAGCCCGGGCCGACGACUCGCCGCCGAGGCCGGACUCCGCCAGUCCGCCGGGCCACCGGUCAGGCCUGAGCGGAACCCGCUGCUGGGGUCAGACGCGCAGUCCGGCGGCAACCGGCACAGCCCGCAAAGCCGGCCCACCAACCCCAGUCCCCGCCACACGCCGGGCUCGAGCUCGAGCUCGAGCUCAGACUCCACUCACUCCCAACCGGCAACAGCGGCGGCAGCACAGCCGCCACCGGCGGCGGUCGGACGUAGCAUUCCCGCGGGCCCGGCCUACUCCGUGGACGCCAAUCCGGGCGUGUUGAUGCGAAGGCCCAGGUCUGAACCGGACAUUUCAGACGCGAUUGGCGUGCCCACAAUCAAGGCACUCGGCGUCGUGUAG